Molecule: messenger RNA, 348 nt
Organism: Phascolarctos cinereus (koala)
Lineage: Eukaryota; Metazoa; Chordata; Mammalia; Diprotodontia; Phascolarctidae
Source: RefSeq, a predicted model, not a curated record
AUGACCACGAAGGGGAGGAGCAACUGGAGAGCCAAGAAGGGCCGCGGCCACGUGCAGCCCAGCCGCUGCCCCCGCUGCGCCCGCGGCGUGCCCAAGGACAAGGCCAUCAAGAAGUUCGUCAUCCGCAACAUUGUGGAAGCCGCGGUCGUCAGGGACAUCUGCGAGGCCAGCGUCUUCGACUCCUAUGUGCUGCCCAGACUGGAUGUGAGACUGCAUUACUGUGGGAGCUGCGCGAUCCACAGCAAGGCAGUGAGGAAUCGGUCCCGUGAGGCACGAAAGGAUCGGACACCCCCACCCCGCUUCAGACCUACAGGUGCUGCCCCCAGACCCCCGCCAAAGCCUAUGUAA